CCCCCCCAGUCCCUCCUUCCCAUCCCCCUACCCAUCCUUUUUGUGCCCCCGCCACCUGUCUUUCCUUCACGUAUUGCGCACUCGGAGGUAGUUAAUCCCCCUCCCACCUCCCUCGCCGCCAUGUCCGUCAUCACUGAGCGCGAUAUGAUGCAGCACAUGGCCAAGGCUCUUAGCCAUGAUGAGACUGCCCCCAAACCCAAGCACGUCCGCGCCCUGAUCAUCUACAACAUGCAGGGCGUGCCGAACGCUUAUGCCACCUUCUGGAACGCCUUCAAGCAGCAGAACCUCCACACGGACGAGGUUGUCUGCUACAAGGGCCUGCUCACACUGCACAAGGUCAUCCGCGAUUGCAAUGUUGAUUUCCUCAAGAGUGCCUUCCGCGAGGUGAACUUCCUCAAGUCCCUGGUCAACCAGCCGAUGCGCUCGGGUGCUCGUGGCUACCAGCGCCUGAUCGCGGCCUACAACCACUUCCUCAUCCUGAAGCUGGCCUUCCAUCAGGUGCACCCGGAGUUCUCGCCAAACAUGUCCUACGCGGAUUAUGUGUCCCUGCGCAAGGCCCACGAGCCAAAUGAGGCGUACCAGACCGUGUUGGAUCUCUUUAAGCUGCAGGGUGACGUGCUCAUCCUGGUCGGCAUUGUGUUCAACUCCUUCAAGACGGGCGUCGCCAAUGAGUGCCGCAUCUCCUCGCUGGUGCCACUGAUCGAGGAGAGCUGGGGCAUCUACCAGUUCCUGAUGUCGAUGCUCCGUGCCAUGCAUGCCAUGGUGUCCGACAUCUCGGUGUACACCGAGCUCCGCGACAAGUUUUCCGAGCAGCACGCGAGCUUGCACAAGUUCUACGAGAGCUCUAGUUCCAUUCGCUACCUGACCUCGCUGAUCGACAUUCCGAGGCUGUCGCGCGACCCACCGCUGCUGUAUGAGCCCCACCAGGCCCUGCCUGUUGAGCCCCCGCGCAAGGCGGCCAGCCCGCCGCCUCCGGUGGCCAGUCCCCCGCCCGAGCCGAUUGUCGUGCACGUCCCCUCCGGGCCGGACCCGGCUCUCCUGCGUCUGUUGGCCGAGAAGGAUGCCGAGAUUGCCCGGCUUCGCAACCGUGUGGCCGAGCUCGAGCAUGAGCUUGGUGUCAUGCGCGGCCUGCUGGCUGGCGAGCAAACCCGCAGCAUGGACCUCGAGUCCCGUAGCAAGACCCUCGAUGAGGAGCACAAGGCCGCGUCGGCCAACCUGGCCCGCCUGACCAAGAUGUAUGGCACCAUGCGCGCCCAGCAUCUGGACCUCCUCCGUCAGAAGCAGGACUUCGCCACGGAGACACGCCGGCAGGCUGCCGCCUCGGAGGCGGCCAUCGCCGAGGCUCGGCGCAAUGCCGAGGCCGCUGUCCGCAAGGACACCGAGAAGACCAUCGCCGAGGAGCUGGCCAAGGCGCAGAAGGCUCACGAAGAGGCCCUCCAGCGUCUGAAGGAGCAGGAGGCCCGCGAGCGCGAGCUCCUCGCCAGCCAGUUGGCCCAAACCAAGCUGACAUUGGAGGAAUUCUCCAAGUCAUCCGGUGCCGAGUCCGAUGCCCUGCGCCAGCACUAUGCCCGGCUGGAGGAGGCCCAGGCGGCGUCGCUGGCCGCGGCCAAGCUGGAGAGCGAUCGCCUUCAGGCCGAGCUGGCCUCGCAGCGGGUCUUCUAUGACGCGCUCAAGCGCGAGAGCGAUGCACGCGCGGCCGAGCUGGCUCUCCAGCGCCAGGAGAAUGAGGCCCGCAUGGCCGAGGCUGAGCGCAUUGCUCGGGCCGAUGCCGAGGCCCUGGCCUCGGCCCGGCGGGCCAACCUCCAGCUCCUGGCCGACCGGCUGCUGGAGGAGGUCCGCGGCCGGGUGGACCUGUCCGUGGCGAGUGACACAUGCGCGCCGCAUGCGAAUGCCUCGCGGGCGAUUGCCGCGUCGGAUGCCAUCCGCGCGGCCCUGGAGUCCUUCAAUGGCCUGAACACGGUGGAGUUCAUGAAUUCGCUGGUCCUGUCGCAUGAUGGCGCCAGCGGGGCGGCCGGCGGCACCGGUGCCGACGGCGGCACGGCCGACCUGAGCGAGCUCCUGCGGCAGGCGCACGCGGUGGCCGAGAACAUCGACUCCAUGCUGAACACCGUGCGCGGGCUGGGCGCCACGUAUGAGGGGCUGUUUGAUGGGGCCGGCGGCACCGGCACCGGGGGGGAGAUGCCUCGCUUCGAUGCGGAGGCUCUCAUUCGCGCGGCCGAGAAGGUCGCCGGUUCCUGCCGGGACAUGCUCCGCCGGCCGAUGGAAACCGGCGCCACGACCACCGACAAUCAGGAACACGCGGCCGGCUUCGAGGCGGCCAUGCAAACCCUCUCGGGGCUGCUGGGCCAGCUGCCGGAUCCGAGCGCCAUCUCCACCACCAAGUCCCUGGAUAUCGAUGGGGCCAUGGCCGGCGCGGCGGCCGAGAUCGACCAGGCAGUGGCCCGGCUGAGUGCCCUGCUGGCCGAGGCCAUGAAGGAGCCCUCGCGCGCGGUGCAUGCCUCCCUGCUGGACACCACGCGCGCCAUUGCCGGUGCCAUCGGUGCGCUGAUGCGCGCGGCGCGACUGGCCCAGGAGGAGAUCGUGGCCAAGGGUCGGGGCACCGCCUCGCCGGACCAAUUCUACCGGAAGAACCAUCGCUGGACCGAGGGUCUGGUGUCGGCGGCCCAGAGCGUGGCCUCCUGCACCAAUGUCCUAGUGGACAAGGCCGAUCGGGCGGUCAGCGACGACCCGGAGGCCGACGGCGAGAACCGCAUGGAGUACCUGGUGGCCUCGGCGCACCAGGUUGCCGCGUCUACCGCGCAGCUGGUGGCCGCGUCGCGUGUCAAGGCCGACCGCAACAGCGUCACCCAGGAGAACCUGGAGGGCGCGGCCAAGGUGGUCAGCGAGGCCACUCGCGCUCUCGUCCGUGCGGUGAAGCAGAUCUCCUCGCGUGCGGCGGCCGAGAAGGCCGCCAGCCAGCCGGCUGCCGCUGCCGGGGGUCAGCUCUCCUCUGCCCAGUUCCGCAUGCAGGACAUGGAGAAGCAGGUGAAGAUCCUGUCCUUGGAGAAGGCCCUGGAGGAUGCGCGCCGCGAGCUGGCCGACCUGCGCAAGCUGAACUACCACAACCUGGAGGCCGACUCGCCGACGGCCGACUCGCCGCCGGAGACCGCGGGUGGUCUGGAGACCUCGGUCAACAAGAUGACCCUCAAUGCGGCGACCCCGGCCCCGGGCCCCAUGAGCAAGAAGGUGCCCCCUCCGGUGGCCCCCAAGCCCUCCUUCAACUAGGCCCCCAUGGAGAGGGGACGAGGGGGGGGGGCGGGCCCUUUGUGCUGGCUGGCCCUGCCUGGCGCGUCCCAUUCCGUUGGGCGGGGCGACGCCUUGUCCCUCCUGGGCCCCCGCUCUGCGGGGGUCCACCUCCGAUCGGUGGUGGGGAUGCCUGGCGACCCCCGGGGGCGGUGGAUCCCACUCGGCCCUCAGCACACGGAGAGCCUCCCGGGAGAAUGGGCAGGGGCCGGGAGUCGCAGGAGGCGUCUCCUUGUGGCUGGGAGUCAGUCAUCCUGGGCCGUGGCGCAAUCCCGGGGCCCGCCCGGACCGUGUGUCGGCCUGCCUGUCCCCGACCAUUUGGUGCAGGCUAGAAACUGGGCCCCUCGCGCGACAAAGCGAGCGGGACUUCGCAUGGGCGCGCUCUUUCUUCCUUUUUUUCCCCAGGGCAUCCGCUCACACACGCAUGAGCGUCCCCUGUGCCGGCAUCUCCCGCCCCAUUGUACAAUAUCAUCACACCUUCCUAUCCACACA
Messenger RNA from Fonticula alba, 3774 nucleotides. RefSeq lists its product as hypothetical. Bases 121 to 3264 code for a protein of 1047 amino acids. Gene Ontology annotation, biological process: actin filament organization; endocytosis; clathrin coat assembly. The record is from RefSeq and is a predicted model, not a curated record. Gene Ontology annotation, cellular component: clathrin-coated vesicle; actin cortical patch. Gene Ontology annotation, molecular function: phosphatidylinositol-3,4-bisphosphate binding; phosphatidylinositol-3,5-bisphosphate binding; actin filament binding. NCBI's taxonomy places the organism in Eukaryota, Rotosphaerida, Fonticulaceae. The transcript has 11 exons.